Messenger RNA from Peronospora matthiolae, 1560 nucleotides. The record is from the annotation of a GenBank genome assembly. Lineage: Eukaryota; Oomycota; Peronosporomycetes; Peronosporales; Peronosporaceae.
AUGAAAAGCGCAACGAAUCGCUGUUCGCUCGGAGCAUUCACGAUUGGGCUUCUCCUUCUGCUUGGCCUCAUCGUUGCAUGUCUCGACUUGAAACUCACUUGGAGCUCAGAAGGUCCCUCAUCGAAGCCCGCGUUCCACGGCGUCAGGCACCUUGCUCACAAUGAGACGGGCCAUGCUUACAAUAAUGAAACGGGCAUUGACGGCCCAAAGCUGCAAUUCGUCAAGACGCUCCACCACAUUGCACAGAACACGUCUCAGCCACGUGGCAUUGUGAUGCCAGUGUACGAACAGAUUGUCAAAGUCGCUGCGUCAUUGAUUCUGGAACUUCGAACCAUGGGCGUCGAUGAUCCCAUUGAGAUGCCGUAUUGCGGAGACGUCUCCCCUCAAUCACAGUCGCUGUUGUUGCAAAAGGCAGCGCUGGGGUCCAUUCGGUUCUAUGACGUUUGUGACUUGGCUGCAUCAGCGACAGUCGAGGGAAAUGCAUCCCAGAAAGUCUUUUGUCCGAACGUUACAUCCUGCCAUACCAAGUUCCGGAAUUUCGAUCUCAAGGUCGUGUCCGUCGUGUUCUCGAAAUUCGAGGAAAUUAUGAUGGUUGAUGCCGAUACGGCGUUCUUUAUCAACCCGACGGUGCUAUGGGACUCGGCAAAGUACCAAUCUACGGGCACGUUGCUCAUGAACGAUCGCCAUGCGCACGAGAUCUACUUUAUGGCCCAACGCGUUCGCGGGCAGGCUAAUUUAUCGUAUCAGCAUCUGUAUAUGUCAACGUUCGAUCCUGUCCCGUUCCGGUUCAUCCCGACGCUUGAGCGUGAGAAAGCUACUGUGCAGAACCCCGUUCCGGUGACGCUCCUUUUUGAACCGAGUGACUAUUUGCUUACUAGUCACUCGUGGAAUCUUCGCACGGGUCAUCAGGUGGACUCGUCCCUACUGUUCUGGAACAAGAAGAAACAACCACGAGCUACUGCGAUUCUGGCAUCUUUUAAAGCACUUUGUGAUGUUGGCCCGCCCCCGUCUUAUGGUGAUAAGGAGUUGUACUUCUACGCUGCAGAGAUGGCAGAAACGCAAUACUCAUUUUCAGACCACACGAUCAGUGGGGUUGGAACUUAUUACAACGACCACGGCGAAGGGAAGUCGACUCUCUGUGGUGAUAUGGCGCAGCCCUUUCCGAUCAAACAGGACCGCAUUGAGGAUGUGCCGCUCUUUUACCUCAAUAGUGAUCGCGCCUUACGCUAUAAGCCAGCAGUGGAAGGUGUGUACUAUGUGAAGGCACGUAUGGCGGACGUGUACCUAGGACCUUAUGGCAAGCGUCGAAUCGAUUGUCCUUUUAACAUCACCGCGGCCAAGUUCUCCGAGGCCGAAACUCGACAUUUGAGCGGCCGACAGCGUCUGCAUGAAUUUGUGGUUGCUUGGUGGGAAAUCGCCCAAUCUGGUGGAAAGGAUGUUAUCCAUAAUUCGACGGCUACUUCCAUCGACGGCAUGGUGGACGAGCAGAUGGAAGCGAUGAGGAAGGACUAUCAGCACGUCAAGGUUCCAAGUGUAUCAUGGACAGAGGUGGACAAGUGA